AUUCAGCAGACUUUCGUCGGUAUUUUGACUGCCACCGAACUACUGAAGACAGUACUUAAACAAUAAUCACCACCUCAACGGUCUCAUUUGGGAAAAGGGCCUUAGCAAGAAACAUUGGCACAUUCAGGGUAAGGAAUUACCUUGGCGUAGGAAUAUAACACCUUGCAUCUAGCAGUGGAAGUCUUUCCGUUUAACUCAACGCGAGUGAAUCAUGUCAGUGAACGAAAGAAGAACAGAAGAAUGGGACAAAAACGGUCCCGCUUCCGAGAAGGAAUCUCAGGCGUACGACGGUCCCCCGGGCAUGGACCCCGACGGUGUGAUCGAGUCCAACUGGGAGGAGGUCGUAGACAACUUCGACGACAUGAACCUGAAGGAGGAGCUGCUUCGGGGCAUUUACGCCUACGGUUUUGAGAAGCCUUCGGCUAUCCAGCAGAGGGCCAUUAUACCCUGUGUGAAGGGCCACGAUGUAAUUGCGCAGGCGCAAUCCGGAACGGGCAAAACGGCCACCUUUUCGAUAUCAAUCCUCCAACAGAUAGACACUACUCUUAGGGAAUGCCAGGCUUUGAUUUUAGCUCCUACACGUGAAUUAGCGCAACAAAUUCAGAAAGUUGUCAUUGCUCUUGGUGACUUUAUGAAUGCGCAAUGUCACGCUUGCAUUGGAGGCACUAACGUGAGGGAAGACAUGAGGAAGCUCGAGGCUGGUGUUCAUGUCGUCGUGGGCACUCCGGGGAGGGUUUACGAUAUGAUCAAUAGGAGGUCGCUGCGGGCCAACUAUAUUAAGAUGUUUGUUUUGGAUGAAGCCGACGAGAUGUUGUCUCGUGGUUUCAAGGAUCAGAUUCACGAUGUCUUCAGAAUGCUCAACUCUGAUGUGCAGGUUAUCCUUCUAUCGGCUACGAUGCCUGCCGACGUGUUGGACGUAACGAAGUCGUUUAUGCGUAGUCCCGUACGUAUCCUCGUAAAAAAAGAGGAAUUAACACUAGAAGGUAUCAAACAAUUCUUCGUGUAUGUGGAGAGAGAGGAUUGGAAGUUGGAAACGCUGUGCGAUUUGUAUGAUACAUUGUCCAUUACUCAAGCUGUAAUCUUUUGCAAUACCCGCCGCAAGGUAGAUUGGCUUACUGAAAACAUGCACAAAAGAGACUUCACGGUGUCAGCUAUGCAUGGUGAUAUGGAACAAAGAGAACGUGACGUUAUUAUGCGUCAGUUUAGGACAGGAUCAUCUAGGGUUUUAAUCACGACGGAUCUGCUUGCUAGAGGGAUAGACGUUCAACAAGUUUCAUUAGUUAUUAAUUACGAUUUGCCUUCAAACAGGGAAAACUACAUUCAUAGGAUUGGUCGUGGCGGACGUUUCGGUCGUAAGGGCGUGGCCAUCAACUUCGUUACAGAAGAAGACAAACGUACGCUCAAGGACAUUGAGCAGUUUUAUAAUACAAAAAUUGACGAAAUGCCAAUGAAUGUGGCCGACCUGAUAUAAAUGCGGUGUUGCUGUGAUCCGACGUUGCCUAGAGUUUCUUUUGGUGCAGCAACAAUACCUGUGGGAUUUUGGAAAAUAAAGAUCUUUAUUCCAUUUUAAUAAGUUGA
Molecule: messenger RNA, 1578 nt
Organism: Zophobas morio
Lineage: Eukaryota; Metazoa; Arthropoda; Insecta; Coleoptera; Tenebrionidae
Gene: eIF4A
Product: eukaryotic initiation factor 4A-I-like
Exons: 5
Coding region: 212-1471 (419 amino acids)
Molecular function (GO): RNA helicase activity; RNA binding; ATP binding
Source: RefSeq, a predicted model, not a curated record